AGUCUGUGUAUGUACAGCGAGAUACUUCAUAGACUGGGUGGUAAACAUCGUUGAGGCAGAUGAGCCGCAGAGACAUCGACGAGGCAGCAGUCCUCAAGCUGUAUGGCAUCUCGUCGCUCGACCCACAAACCUGGGAAGCUGUGGACCAUGAUGUAGAUGGUCCUCUGGCAGGCACAUUGACAGGCGAGGACGGAAGUAUGGUCGAGGAGGUAGAUCCAUUGGGGCUGAGAGGGCGGCUAUCUGGGGCUCACGAAUUGGACCUCAGGACUCGUACCGCUACGACCUUAUCGUCCAAGUCUUUCGACCCGAAAGUCUUCUUAUCGGCCCAACAUCCAGAUGCGUCCUAUGCAGAUCUUAGGAAAGGAAUAGUCAAUCUCGAACGAGCUAUCGAAUCUCGGUCCGAAGCUGUUAGGAUCCUGGUCGAAGAUCAUUUCGAUCGAUUCGUGAAUGUGAAAGCGACGAGUGAUGUGGUGUACAAGGACAUGAAGGAAAGCUUCUUGGCUCAGGAUACGGAUCAUGGGACUCGGGAGUUGAGGGAGAUUUUCAAAGUCGCUGCCCAUCGAUCCGAUCAAGUCUUCUUGCCUGUCCUUGAGAAUGCAGUCAAGGCCCAGAAGCUGAGGUCGACACUGGGCGUAUUUGAAAAGUCAAAAUUCUUAUUCAACCUUCCAGGACUCUUGCUAGAGUCUAUCAACCAGGGUAAAUACGAGCAGGCCCUCCGAGACUAUCGUCGUGGAACGUUUCUAUCCACGGCGAAAUCCGGUCCAUUGAUACCUGGUUUGCCGAGCUCGACAUCUCAACAACGAGAACAACAACAACGUAUUUUUGAUAAGAUUUGGAUUAGCGUGGAGAAAAUCAUGGAUGAUAUGCGUGGACGACUUGAUGCAGGCUUGAAGGAUUCGACAAAGACAAUAGAAGAGCACGAGAAGAUUAUCGAGAUUCUCGUCGAGCUCUCUGGGACAGAUGAGCCUGCUUGGACAUAUCUAGAGUAUCAGCACGCACACAUCGUCGAGCAGACCAGGACAAUCUUCCAGAAAGCUCAAGACGCUGCCAAAGCUGCAUUAAACGCGAGCGCCGACCAGCCGUCGAGCUCUAGCUCAGUCUCGACGCUGCAGCGACAGCUCCAAGCCUCACCGGAUGCUGAUGAGCAGCCGAUCGUCGCAGCUACGCCGACGGAUGAUGCUUGGAUGGCUGUCAUCCAGAUGGUGAAACGGGUUUCCGAGUAUUUGAGUCAUGCUCUUCCAGAUUUUUGGCGAAUCGGCAGAGCUUGCAUGGAUGGCAAGCACAGAACACGAGACUCCUCCGGCGCAAUCACUUCGAGCAGGCGAUCCAAUAUCAACACACCGAGGCAGAUGUGCCUAGACAUUACCAAGCUCUACGUGUCACUGCUCUCACAAUUCUUCACGUUGUCCGAUAUCAGCGUCGCCGAAUCAAGCAUCAGGAAAGACACCGAUGAUCCAGCAAUACCAGAUUUCGUGCCCGUGGGAUCUACUGUUCUCACGGCGUGUCAGUACGCUGAAAAGCUAGUGGAAGAAGCUGGUGACCAUGUGGGAGAACUGAUAGGGCUAGAUAUACAUCCUGAGGCUGGUCAAAGCUUGAAGAACAUGCUCGAGAGUCUCAGGUGGAGGAUGGAGGAAGUCGUAGCUGCAACAUGGACGAGGGAUACGAAAUCACUUCACGAGCUCGAAGAUUGGCAUCUUGCCUCGACAAAGACUCAACAUCGUUAUCUCUCACUGGUUGAGACGCUUCAAACUCGAGUGGUGGCUUCCUCCAAGAUCAUUGCGAGUCGUAAAGGCGAAAAAGAGACUGUACCGACGACUUUCAAGCGUCGAAUCAAGGAUCAUUUUGUGGACACGAUGUGCUUUAUUUUUGAUGGGAUCCUCAACGCCGCGACGCAUCCGCCGUCUGAAGCAAGGAGGGGAAGUUUGGCUCGAGCAUCAAGUCGCCGUCUGCUAGCAGUACGAGAUAUCGAUACCCGGCUUCUCAUGACAUUGGCCAAAUUUCACCAAUUACGCUCGCUCACCCUCUCCUCUCUCGUAUCCAAGAUCUCUGCCACCCUCGAGGUGGAUACGAAACGAGAUUCUGAUGUCUUGGUGGAAGUACUCGAUAGCAUGGACGAUAUGAUCUACCGCGACUAUGUUGAGCGAAAGACUGUGGCACUGGUCCAAGCUGUCGAGGAUGGAAUCUUGAAUGCAGGUGUGGAUUGGCUCAACACUGCAAAGCCAACGGAGGUCAGACCGUACAUGCACAAGACCAUUCUCCUCCUCGUCGAGACUCACUCAAAGAUCAACGACGUGGCCCCUUCGCUUGUUCGACGGAUCAUUGAAGCGUUAGUCAACGAGGUGACCAAAGUCGCUCUGAGUUCUUUCGAAAAGAUCACGCAAUUCGGUACGGGAGGCAUGUUGAUGGCAACACUGGAGAUUGAAUACUUUCAUCAAUCGGUCGGACAGUACAUUACGUCUGAGGCGAAUGAUACCUUGUCCAAAAUUUACGAUACGAUUUCUGCGAAUUACAGGAGACAGAAAUCCACAGACGACUUUCACCGCGAAUUGGAGAGCUUGAGAAAAUUACUGGGCGACAGUCGGAAAGCAACGGGCAUGGAGACUUUGUGUUUCAAGCCAGUGUUGAGAGACAAGAGUAGAGAGCGGUAGGAUACUAUGGAAUCACGACUUUGCGCGAAUGAAUAUCUUGACGCUCCGUAUGCAUGCCCUCUCUCUCACACACACACACACACACACAC
Molecule: messenger RNA, 2737 nt
Organism: Kockovaella imperatae
Lineage: Eukaryota; Fungi; Basidiomycota; Tremellomycetes; Tremellales; Cuniculitremaceae
Product: exocyst complex component Sec5-domain-containing protein
Exons: 15
Coding region: 60-2648 (862 amino acids)
Biological process (GO): exocytosis; Golgi to plasma membrane transport
Cellular component (GO): exocyst
Source: RefSeq, a predicted model, not a curated record